AUGCCUUUUUAAAUUAAGCUAUUUGAGAAAUAAGUAGUUUUCAUGCUGUCACACUUUUUAACAAUAGAAUAUAGCAUACCUAAACUGUUCUAAUUGCUUCUUAUUAUUUAUUCAAUUACCUAAUCAAUUUCAUAUUCAUUUUACUACUAAUAUACUUAAGAUGAAUAACUUAGUCAUAGUCUUACUAAAAUUACACUCAUAACAAGACUUUACUUAUACAUUGAAAAUUCAAAUAUUAAGGCAGCCUUAUUUUGGUUGCUUGCUGUUUUAUAAAACUUAAUUUUCCUUAUGGCUGGUUUUGUUGCUUAUAAAAAUCAAUAUGUAUUAGGGACUUUAUCAUUUUGGACCAGAUUUAUUUCUGUCAUUUUCUCUUUUUAUAUCCAUUAUUUUUCAACUGCUUUUUUUCCUCUUAUAUUUGAAAUUUGCCUAUUCAAUUCAACGGAUCUAGCAUAAUUUUUUGUUUCUAUCUUAAUAAUGAUUCAAACUCUAAUUAUUAUGAUUUUAGGAGAACUUGUAUAUAGAAGAGGCUUGAUACUUAAAUCAACUUCUUAAUUAUAUAUUAAUAUGACGACAUACUCAUACAUUAUCAAAAUUCUCAAAUUAAUGUAAAUCAUAUUUUUUUUUUAUUUAAAAUCACAAUUUCUCUCACAAAUCAUUUAAUGUCUUAUUAAUAUCCUUAUAUAAUUAUGUUUUAUUGCAGAAUAAAUUAGAACCAAAGUUUAUGCUUAAAAAAUCUAUUCAAACACUAUAAUAAUUUUUAGUUCAAUUGGAUUAGUUCUUUCUUUUGAUGUUCUUUUAACAUAAUCGACAAAUAAUAAUAACUAUUGGAUAUUAGUUGCUAUAAUCGUAAUUAAAAUAUUAAUGUUUUGUGAAGAAUUUAAAUUUGAUAAAAUAUCUAAUUAUGGAGUUCAUGAAUUAAAAUAUCUUUUUUCAUAUUUAGAUUUAAGUAAUCAUGAAAAAACUGUUACUAAACUUCAAAUUUUUAUAUUAUUCAAAAGCCAUUAUCAAAGUUGUGCCAAUAAGUAGAGUUGUUAUUGUACAAAAUAUCAGAGUAAUCAAUAUCUAGCAUUGGUUAAAAUUAUAGAAAGUAGAAUUGAAGAAAAAUUACAUGGGAAAAUUGAAAUAUCAAGAGAUUUAAUCUGUACUGAUUAUGCUUAAAUUUUAUAUAGAAGUUAAUAAUAUGUUUAAGCCUAAUAACAUAUAACAAAAUUUUUAGCAAAAGAAUCUUUUAAUUAUGAAAAAAACUAAAAUCCUUUAUCAAAAAUAACUAUAUACUUAUUAGAAUUUUUAAAGGCAGAAGUUUUAAAUUAAGUUGUGAUUUAAAUAUCAGAAAAGAUAUUUCUAACGAACUAAAAUAAUAAAUUAAUUAAUGAAUCAUUAAAAUCUUUUGUAUUGAAUGAAAAUUCUGAUUCCUAAAUAAUCUCCAAUUUAAAAAAAAUAAUUCAAGCAAAAAUUUAAUUUUAUUAUUAUUUCGUUGAGCAUCAAAAUAAUUAUUUAGGAAAUGUGAAAUAUGCAUUGUAAUUUAUAAAUUAGAUAUAAAAAUUUAAGGAAACUUUACUAAAUAGAUAUAAUUAGUUUCCAAGUACAUAUUAUAUAUAAAUUUAGCUAGUAGUAACUAAAAUAUAUUGAAAUAUUUUUCUCUACAUAUUCUGAAUGAUUAUAUAGAUUCUUUUAAUAUCAAUAGAGGGAAAGCCUUUGAAGAUGAUAAGUUUAAUUAAUUUUCAGGAUAAAUGUACCAUAAAAUAUUUGGAAUAAAUCCUGCUUAUUUUAUAACUGAAUUAAAUUCUGAAUUAGAUGUAAUAAUAACAAAAAAGUCUUAAAGAGCACAAUAUUUAUUAGAAUAAUGGAAUGUUACAGAAUAAGAAUAAAAAUAUCAAUCCACUGAUUUAAACUCUUAUUUGCCUGAAUAUGUAUUAAAGAAACAUAGUAGUUUAAUAGAGAAAUUUUUAUGUUAAGGGAAAAAUAAGUAUUAUUAAUAGUAAAAUUUAUCUUUUUUAAAAUAAUCAGAAUAGGUAAUGAUGCCAAUCCAAAUAAUGAUAAGUAUGAAUUAAACAAAUUAUGACAAGUUUUCUUUUCUUACAUUUUUUUAUGAGUCACUUGACUAUAGAUCUUAUUUAGUAGUUGAUAAGGAAUUAGAAAUUUUGAAUAUAAGUUCAAAUAUUUCUGAUAGUUUAUAUUAGGGUGAAAGUAAAACUCAUUCAAAUUGUGUGAGUAAUUUGAUACCUAAUUUUCAAUAAUUAGUAUCUACACAUUAAAAUUAAUUUUAUAAUUAAGAAAUAAAAUUAAUAAAAGAAUAUCACCAUUAAAAGGUGAGUUGUUCUUUUACUGGUAAUAUUAAGAUUGAGAGAAAAUUUGAAAAUUAAUAUAAAUGUUAUUUUGUUGAAUUAGAUAAUAUAAGAGCAAUAGCAAAAAAGUUUAAAGAUGAAAACUCAACAUUGUAUAUGGCUACUCCUACUUUAAUAGUUGGUUCUGGUCAUAAAAUAAUGAAUAUAAAUAGUGAAUUCAAUAAUUCAGAAGAGAAGAUGAUUCCUUAUAAUGAUAUUGAGAAUGAUCCAAUAGGAGAGAAUUCAUUAUGCAUACUAUAACAAGAUCAUCAUAGAUAAACAAUAAAUUAAACUGAUACAAAUUUAUUAUGCACUUUAAAGAGUCAUAAUGCUUUUGAACCUUAAUCUUAGAAACGAUUAUUACAUAGUUCAAAGUAUUCUAAUGAUGAAGAAUUAAAAAGAUAGGUAAAUAAGAUUGCAGAGGAAGAUGAGUUUUUAGAAAUAGGAUCUACAUCAUCUGUAUCUGCAAUUAGAAGAUCAAAAUAUUAUAAGAAAUUUGAGAUUAUCACUAUAUUGAUGAAAUCAGAGAGAUAAUCUUAAAAAAUAAUAAAAAUGAAUAAGUACAUUUGUUUAUAUAUUUUUGUUAUUUUGUUAGGAUUGAUAGUUGUAAGAUAUAAUAUUUAUUAUUAAAUAGCAAAUUUUAAUGAUUUAAAACCUAGAAUAAUUUAUAGAGGACAUAAAAACAUUAUCAAUUAGAUAUAAUGUUGUAGAACCAUACGAAUCUUUUUAUGUUUCAAGAUUUUCUCAGGUUAAUUAUAGAGAGUAAUUAUCAGGAGGAUUUAUUAAUGCUAGUGUAUAUGCUUAAUUAACAAAAUAUCCAUUUUCGACAUUUGGUUUAAUGUAUGAUCAUUUGAGAGAUAGUAUGUAUGGUAUACUAGAAAAAAAGGAAAUUGAUUUAUUAUCGGAGAAUAAAUAUAUUACGAUAAACUUUCUGAAUAAUUCAUAUGUUGGAUAUACAAAAAAUGUAACUAUUAGAUCUUUAGCUAAUAUAUUAAUGAAUUAUUAAUAUGAUUUUAAAUUAGGUUUAACAAUUAGAAAUGUUGCAUUUGAUAGCCCAUUCUUUUAUUUUACUAGUAAAAACUACCUUAUAAUAAAACAUACAUUUGAUGGUCUAAAUAAAAUAGUUUUAGAUGCUACUUUAUAAAGAUCUACUUUAGAGAAAGAGAAAUGGUUAUCAGUAUUAUUACCAUUUAAUAUAAUAAGUUUAUUGCUAUGUAUAAUAAUAAUAAAUAGUUACAGAGAAUAUAAUUAAAUAAUGAAUUCAAUAUUUUAAUAUUUGAUGGAUUUAGAUCAAUAAAUAUUAGAUGAUGAAAAAAAGAGACUUUAAAAACAUUUAAAUGUAAUUACAAAUGAAUUAGACAAAGUGAAAAGAUUUGAAUUUGAUAUUGAUGCAAUUGAUAUUGAACUUGAUGAAAGUAAUUACUAAAUAAAUAAAAAAUAUUCAAAAAGAGAUGGAAAAAGAUUAAAGAUUACAAAUAAUUAUUUAAGAACAACAAUCUUUAUAGCUUUAACACACCUUCUUUUAUUCUUAACAUUUUAUACUGUGAUAUUUUUUAUAGUUGAAAGAUAUUUUAAUAAAUAUGAUUAAACUGCUAUUAUUUAUCAGCGAAUAAGUGAUCUUGGAGUUGAUAUUCCUACAUUAUAUGCAUAAAGAGAAGUUAUUUAUAGAAGAACCUUAAGAUACUUUUUCUUAACAGCUGCUGAAAUUGAUGGAGUUUAUGAUGUAUUUUUUUAGGCAUAUAACAAAGUUGAAGAAUUUUCAUAAUUAAGUAUAGAUUUAAGUUCAAAUGAGUACUUAUUUGAUGAAAAUGCUGUAAAUUUCUAUAAUGGUAUAACAACUGGAAAUUUAUGUGAUUUUUAAACAGAUUAAUUUAAAGAACUUUCAAAUUCUACUUGUAAUUUAGCAAUGAAUGGUAAUUUAUUAAAAGGUUUAUCAUAAAUAUUACCAUACAUAUUGUAUACUUUAAAGAGUUAACAGUAUGAGAGUAAGAACUUUACAAUUUUACCAACAAACACAAGAUUAGAAUUAGAAGGAGCUACUAUAAUAGGUAAUGUAAUGUAAACAGUUAUAUCAUAACUUUAUGAUAAUUUACUGAUUUCAUGUUUAAAGUUGAUGAAUUUCACUUAGAUUCCUUCAAUUGUAUUUCUUAUAUUAUAAUGUAUAUUCAUAACAAUCUACAUUCUCUUUAUAAAUGAAAAACAUAGAUCACAAUUUUAGUCAAUUAAGCAAUCAAUAUUUUUAUUUCCUAGAUAGACUUUAAUAUUUGAUGAUUAAUUUUAUAGGAAUUUCAGAUCAAUUAUAAAGGAUGAAGGAAUUUAAUAAUGA
Molecule: messenger RNA, 4650 nt
Organism: Paramecium sonneborni
Lineage: Eukaryota; Ciliophora; Oligohymenophorea; Peniculida; Parameciidae
Source: the annotation of a GenBank genome assembly